AUGCAGCCUGCGGGCCUGCUUGAAGAAAGCGUGGUACCACUUGGUGCUGAAGAAACAAUCGUUACUAGUGAUGUCAGUACAGAGGAAACAACACAGCCUCGGUAUGCGGUUCCAUCCAGACAAGUCGCCGGUAACGGCGUAUCCACCGAUGGACCUCCAGUUAUCCCUAGAUACGAUAAUACUGGUGGAUCAUUCGGCGGUCGUGUAGCUUCAUCACGAGUGCUGUCACCUCUGACUACGACGCGAAUGGUUCAGUCUGCAUCUGCGACUUCGCGGUCACCCGUAAUUGUUCCAACUGGUGCAGGGAAAUUGCUUAUGGUUCGCCGUUCAGAUGGAACAACACAGUUUUUGCGGCAAAUACCUCAACCAUCCGAUGAACCUGUUUCAAUGUCAACAUCUUCAGUGAACAGUCGAAUCCCUCAAAAUAUUCGUGCUCCUCCAGGCUCAAGAGUAGUGCAGCUGCCGGUACGUUUUCCCCCUUUUAUCUACAGAGGUCGUGCUUCAGUUGAAAUAAACCUGUUCCCCUCUUUCUGUGGUGCUGUGCUGUUCAGAACUGUGUUCCAGAGCGGAGAGCAAGACCAGUCGGUACAUUCGCGGAUGGUUGUGUCCACUGAGCCGUCAGUCAUGAGGACCAGUUACGAGCAGCCGGCUGAUCCAUUCAUGAAAAGAAUGGCGGUGGUAGAGAAAAGUUCUUCUGGUCCAAUGUCGACACCACAGAGAUUGAUUCGUCAUGUUCCCAUGCAGGUGGAGUUGCACGGUGGUGAAAUGUAUUGUGAUCCUGUCGUAAAAGGAGAUGAGCAGGUAAUGUACAGCGAUCAAGCAGUUCGAGUUGGUGUUCAUCCUGCGGACAGGUUUCAAUCGUCCAGAUUCGCCCACAACUCGUCCGUUCAUCGAUUACCUUCACGUGGCUCUGCGCCAAUGAUCGGUGCUUCCAGAAUGCAGACGAAUACUAAUUCUCCACGGGUAUACUACGUAAAAAACGCUGUGACGGUGCCAUCGCGCGUGGUUCUAGCACCAGCACCAGUGGAGAGUUAUGUUCGCGAAGAGGUUGUGUACGAUAACGAUGGCUACGUUGUCGAUGGUGGCGAGAUUCCAAACCACUCGGGACUUGGAUCAUCACUACCAAUGCGCAGGAUAACAAGCUACAAGGAGUUCUGCAGAAGAAGAGGAGUCAAUAUGAGGGCGCCCACGCGGCCUUAUCGUUUUGACUUCGAAAACAACGAGGAUGAGGAAAGGGCAAUUGCUGAAGCGAUCGCAAGGGAAGAAGAACUCAUGCGACAAGAAGAAGCCGACAAAGGAGGACGACCAGAGCCUGGAGCUAGAGAUCCAGCGGGACGACCUUAUGAUGAGGAUCCCGAAGAACACGCAAGAAUGGUACCGUCAUCUCACUUUGGAAUGGGCUUCUACUCCCAGCCGGCUAUGCCGCGUUACACAUCUAACCUGGCGAUUCACAGGGACGACAGUCCAGACACACGGGCUGUGAAACAGGUGCUGGAAACGAUGGUGAUGCAGGCGUGUCGCUGGGAUAAACAAUUCGGGUGGUAUAAAAAUCUACUGAUGAAACCAACUAGACCACAUUUUGACAGGUUCAAGCGUCGAAUUUUCCCGAACCAGAGGGAAACAGUCCUCGCUGAGCACAUCGACAGGUUACGAAAAGAGAUCAAUAAGAGGCGAACACGAAUGGAAAAUAAAGCUGAGGAAAUGUGUGGAUUACCGACUCCAUGGAGAAAAUCGCGUAUGAAGUCCCACAUGAGAGGUACG
Messenger RNA from Cooperia oncophora, 1761 nucleotides. The record is from the annotation of a GenBank genome assembly. Lineage: Eukaryota; Metazoa; Nematoda; Chromadorea; Rhabditida; Trichostrongylidae.